AAAAUUGUAUUUGCCUCCUUUGCUAUCCAUAAUUGAAUUAAAGUUGUAAAAUGCCUGGGAGUUUAACACUGACCGGGCAGGUUUUCAGUAGGUUGUCAUUGUGGGCUUUUUUUUUCUUCUCCGAAGAACUGUUGGUUAAUGGAUGAAUGGAUCUGAUCGAGCUGAGAAAAAAUAUGCUAGAUACAUGCCUUUGAGUAAGAUUUCUGCUGCCUUUAUGCAGUGAAGCCUUUCUGCUUUGAGUAAUUCCGAUCCAGUUGACAUCUGGUCAGAAUUAGAGAGAGAUUCACGGAGACUUCCGAUUUCUUGCUGCAUGAUUGCCUUUGCUGCAAGUGCUAGUUUUGCAGCCUUGAACCUCAUGCCACAGGAGAUGUCUUGCAGUACUGAGACUUCUCAUUUUUUAGGAUGCGUUCCUCCAAACCAGAGUUGUGUCAUUAGGAUUAGAGCUCUGAGGUGGACGAUAGAAAAUGCAAGCCUGCUCCAAGAUCCCAGCAUUUAAGCCUGAUGAUUUAUUAGACUUCCCCUACCGACACACAAAAUGCAUUUAUUUUCUCUAUUCAUAUUGCUUUUAGACUAGUAGAAGAAAGCCACGAGGAGUCAGAAAGAUGGCAAAUAAAAGGAAUGGAUUUGUUUCCAGCUAGGUGGAAUUCGGACAUUAAAUUACUGACGUAGGUCAAUGGUAGGGUUUCCCUUCUACCCUCCUCGGCUUUUAAUCAGCCUGAGUGUCUUCUCCCCUAAAGGAUGAAGAGCACUGACAGCCAUCGCUGCUUAUAAUCAGUAACUGAUGUUUGGAGUGUUGGCAAUGAGAUAUUUUCAUGAGACCUAUUUAGAUCUUUCCACUUCUACCAGGCUAGUUUUGCAGAACAUUGGGAAUAAGCGCUAUGUCAGAUAUGGAUGAGACUCCGAAGAUGACCUGCAUGUUUUACAUUUUUCACAAAUUUUGGGAAAUAAAAUGUAUGCUUGCUGCUCUACAGUAACUUUGGAACAGGACCUCAACAAAAAAAUGCAUAUCUGGAUGCUGCAGACGAUCGCAUUUGCUUUAACAUCACUAGUCCUUUCCUGGGCAGAAAGCAUCGAGUAUUAUGGGGAAAUCUGUGAUAAUGCGUGUCCUUGUGAGGAGAAGGACAGCAUCUUAACAGUGAGCUGUGAAAACAGAGGGAUCAUCAGCCUUUUUGAGAUCAGUCCUCCAAGGUUCCCUGUUUACCACCUCUUGUUGUCUGGGAACCUUUUGAACAGGCUGUACCCAAACCAGUUUGUCAAUUACACAGGGGCUUCGAUUUUGCAUCUGGGGAGCAAUGACAUACAAGACAUUGAAACUGGGGCCUUUCAUGGUCUGAGAGGUUUAAGGAGGCUGCACUUGAACAAUAACAAGUUGGAACUUUUACGGGAUGACACUUUCCUUGGGCUAGAGAGUUUGGAAUACCUACAGGUCGAUUAUAAUUAUAUUAGCGUCAUUGAACCCAAUGCCUUCAGCAAACUGCAUUUGUUGCAGGUGCUGAUUCUCAAUGAUAACCUCCUCUCCAGCUUGCCCAACAACAUUUUCCGUUUUGUGCCCUUAACUCACCUGGACCUGAGGGGUAACCGGCUGAAGCUGUUGCCCUAUGUGGGCCUUCUGCAGCACAUGGAUAAGGUGGUGGAGCUGCAGCUGGAGGAAAACCCCUGGAAUUGUUCUUGUGAGUUGAUUGCUCUAAAGGAUUGGCUGGACAGUAUUUCAUACUCUGCUCUGGUGGGAGAUGUGGUUUGUGAGACCCCUUUCCGCUUACAUGGUCGAGACUUGGAUGAAGUCUCUAAGCAAGAGCUUUGCCCCAGGAGGCUCAUCUCUGAUUAUGAAAUGAGACCUCAGACACCAUUGAGCACUACAGGGUAUUUCCACACUACCCCGGCCUCAGUCAAUUCUGUGGCCACUUCUUCUUCAGCUGUUUACAAAUCUCCCUUGAAGCCUCCCAAGGGGACCCGCCAACCCAACAAGACAAGGGUGCGCCCCACCUCCCGCCUGCCCUCAAAAGACCUGGGAUACAGCAACUAUGGCCCCAGCAUUGCCUACCAGACCAAAUCCCCGGUGCCUUUGGAGUGCCCCACUGCCUGCACUUGCAACUUGCAGAUUUCUGACCUGGGCCUCAAUGUCAAUUGUCAAGAGAGGAAGAUUGAGAGCAUUUCUGAACUGCAGCCCAAACCCUAUAAUCCUAAGAAGAUGUAUUUGACAGAAAACUACAUUGCGCUGGUACGCAGGGCAGAUUUUGUGGAUGCCACUGGGCUGGAUUUGCUGCAUCUGGGCAAUAAUCGGAUCUCGGUCAUUCAGGACCGGGCUUUUGGGGAUUUAACUAAUUUGCGAAGGCUGUACCUGAAUGGGAACCGGAUUGAGCGGCUGAGCCCAGAGCUGUUCUAUGGGCUGCAAAGCCUGCAGUACCUCUUCCUGCAGUACAACGUCAUCCGGGAAAUAGAGGCAGGCACCUUUGAAUCUGUCCCCAACCUUCAGCUCUUGUUUUUGAACAACAAUCUGCUGAGGUCUUUGCCAGGGAACAUUUUUUCUGGUCUGUCUCUCUACAGGCUGAGCCUGCGGAGCAACCACUUCUCCUACCUGCCAGUGAGCGGGGUGCUGGACCAGCUGAAAUCCCUGCUGCAGAUCGACCUGCACGAGAACCCCUGGGACUGCACCUGCGAUGUGGUGGGCAUGAAGCUGUGGCUGGAACAGCUCAACACAGGUGUCCUGGUGGACCAGGUUAUCUGUGAGUCCCCUAAGAAGUUUGCCCAGAGCGACAUGCGGGCCGUCCGGGCGGAGCUGCUGUGCCCCGACUACUCGGACAUCGUCGUCUCCACGCCCACGCCGUCCCCGGGCCAGCUGCCAGCCAGGACCACCCCCUCGUCCUCCACCGUGCGCCUCAAUGGCACGGCGGCGGCGGGCGGCUCCGCGCCCGCGGGCGGCGCCGGCGGCGGCAGCUCCUCGGUGCCGCUCUCGGUGCUGAUCCUCAGCCUGCUGCUCGUCUUCAUCAUGUCCGUCUUCGUGGCAGCGGGGCUCUUCGUCCUGGUGAUGAAGCGGCGCAAGAAGGGCCAGGGCGACCACGCCAGCGCCAACAACUCCGACGUGAGCUCCUUCAACAUGCAGUACAGCGUCUACAGCGGAGGCGGCCACCACCACCACCCCCACCUGCAGCAGCACCCGCCCCACCGCGGCGGCGGCAGCGGCGGCAGUGGGGGCGCGGCGCUGCCCAAGGUGAAGACGCCCGCCGGCCACGUCUACGAAUACAUCCCGCACCCCCUGGGCCACAUGUGCAAGAACCCGAUCUACCGCUCCCGGGAAGGCAACUCGGGCGAGGAUUACAAAGACCUUCACGAGCUCAAGGUCACCUACAGCAGCCACCCCCUGCCACCCGGGGGAGGCGCGCCGCCGCCGCCCCCGCCGCCAGCGCCCGGCGGGGAGGACGCGCCGGCGCGCAGCCCCGCGUACAGCGUGAGCACCAUCGAGCCGCGGGAGGAGCUGCUCUCGCCGGUGCAAGACGCCGAUCGCUUUUACAGGGGCAUUUUGGAGCCCGACAAACACUCCCCCUCCACGCUGGGUACACCCGGCUCCACCCUCCCCGACUACCCCAAGCUCCCCGCCGCCUACACCUACUCCCCCAACUAUGACCUUAGGCGUGCCCACCAGUACUUGCACCCGGGCCCGGGGGACGCCAGGCUCCGGGAGACGGUGCUCUACAGCCCCCCGAGUACUGUCUAUGUAGAGCCCAACAGGAACGAGUAUCUGGAGCUAAAAGCAAAACUAAACGCAGAGCCGGACUACCUCGAAGUGCUGGAAAAACAGACCACAUUCAGCCAGUUCUGAGAAACAGCCCCCCCCGCCCCCCGCCAGUCUCAGCAGCUCCUUCUCUAGAGUAUUUGUAUUUAAUAACCACACGCAAAACAAAGAAACGUAAAUGCUGACCUCCCUACACACACACACCUCGCCCCCCUCCUCUUUUCCUCCCCUUUAAUUCAUUUUAUUGUAGGGUGAAGUGCCUUGGCACAGGACUUUUCAGCUUCGGGGAAUGAUUCUGAAAGGGUGUGCUGUUCAGUUUGGUUUGGUUUUUUUUCUCUGUUACUGCAUUUGGAAGUCGGAAACCACCUAUUGUGUAAAAUGGGCACAAGGCUGGCAUUGUGCGGGUGUCCAUGUGUGUUUGGGGAAGGUGGCAGGAGGUUUCAUGGUUUCUUAUCAGAUCACAUUCAGGUCGUGCUUGUUUUUAUUUUUUGUUUGUUUGUUUGUUUGUUUGUUUCCUUUUUUUACGGACAUUCUUUAUUUUAGUUUUCUCUCUGGUUGAAGAGUACGGCGCACAUUUUCCCCUUUUAGCCAUGGGUGAGUCUAAAUGGCUUUUAUGGAGAGAUUAGCACACCCCGACUUUAAUACAAGGUUUCCUUUUUUUAAGGAUGUGUUUGUAUACUUUCUGGACUUUUGAAUUAAAAAAAUAUAUAUUAUGAUCUUUAAAGGGAUCACUGUAGAUGUGGACAAAUCAUUAAAGAGUGCAGAGAUAUAUGAUCCAUAACUGGUUAGUGAAGAUAACUUAUUGAUGAAAUAUUAAAAAAAAAUAUUUUAUUGUAGCACCUAUUUUUAUAUGCACAUUAGCAUUUCUCUUUCCUUCACUAUUUUAGGGCCUAAUCUUGCAAAUUUUUAACUCACUUGAGUAUCUGUAUUUGUGAAAGAAGUCCCAGCUUAGGCCUUCAUCCUGCAGGCACUUAAGCACAUGAACAACUUUACCAAUGCGUGUAGUUCUGGAGACUCACUCAUUGAGCAAAGUUAGUCAAAAGCCCAAAAAAUUAGGAUAGAGGAUGCAGAAUUCUUCUUACAAGUAAAAAUACUGGAAUGUUUAAGUGUUUCCUUUUUUUGUUUCUUUUUUUUUUUUUUUAUUCUCCUUCCCAGGAUGGGGUCCAAAGUCUGUGGAUUGCUUUAAAGUGUUGCACUACAGUGAAAGCUUUUUUUUCCCAAAUCUGAUAUAGUAUUAGAAGGACCUUUUAAAUCUCUAUAGAUAAUGUCGGUUAUGACCAAAUCUUAACAGACAAUCUGAGAUAUAAAAGCUGAUCACAAUAGAAAAAAAAAAUCAUGUUUCUCUAUUGAAAAAAUGUAUCUUUUAGCAACCUCCUGCUCAAGAGUCUGGUUGGGCAAACUAGUGAGGGACAUGCAGAAGACAUUCAUUGUAUCAGUAAACAAAGUUUCAUUUUUGAUUUAUCAGUUUCAUUUCUUUUUUUUUUAACUUUGUAUUAGUUAACCAAAAUAUAAUGAUUUUGCAACUGUUGUAGCCAGUUUAUGAUUGUUUAGUCGAGUACAAUUGCACUUGUACAGAUCCACAUGUUUACUGGCAUCCUGAAAGACCAAAAGAUGGACUGUACACAUCUCUAUAAAAUGUCUUUACCCCUUUGGGCAGCAGGCAAUGGCAAGGAUAUUCAUAAACACAGCAUCACUGUAAGAUGGGACAACUGAUGUCUCAUAUGUAUCCCAGCACAUGUGAUUUUUUAACAGUUUCUGAAUAAACACUUGGUAAAUAUUUCAAAUGUAAGAUCCUGAAGUAAUGAGUAUCUGAACUUUAAAAUUUCUGGCCAAAAUAAUCUGUUUGUGCGUUGGAUUCUCUUUACUAGCACUUAAGGCUCAUCAAAAAGAUCUAAUGUUUCUAGGCAAAACAUAAUGCGGUCUCUGUUUUCAAAACAUGACGUGGCAAUUACCAGCAUAUAUAACAGGGGUCAGAAAGCAACACAGGCAUUUAUGUUUCAACAGCAUAUUGAAUAGGGUCGUUUUAUAUUUACAUUUUGUUUCCUUACUGAGGUGUUCUUUAAUAUAUGGAACAGGGCAAGUGAUAUUUCACAUGUGUUUUCUUUCUUCAUUAGGUUUAUAUAUUUAAUAUUGUUUCCAGAGUUGCUCACUAGUACAUCUUUUAUUGCAAAAGGGCUCUGUUCUAUUCUGCUUUUCCUACCCAUGUACAAUCUGUCACUUUCUACAAAAACAAAGCUGUAUAACCGGUCUGUUCAAAUUCAAGAAAAAUGUUUUCUUGGCGUGUGUUCUUCCCUCUAUGCCACCCACACUGAGCAAAA
Catharus ustulatus (Swainson's thrush) is the source of this 6048-nucleotide messenger RNA. It is a transcript of the gene SLITRK5, whose product is annotated as SLIT and NTRK like family member 5. Lineage: Eukaryota; Metazoa; Chordata; Aves; Passeriformes; Turdidae. The coding region runs from base 950 to 3817 and encodes 955 amino acids. The record is from RefSeq and is a predicted model, not a curated record. Gene Ontology annotation, biological process: axonogenesis; positive regulation of synapse assembly; regulation of presynapse assembly. The transcript is spliced from 2 exons. Gene Ontology annotation, molecular function: protein binding. Gene Ontology annotation, cellular component: membrane.